AUGCCCCCGGAAGAUAUGGCCCAGCCGGAUUUUGCCUACAGACCAUCAGCCAUGUCCAACGGACCGUGGAACUCAUCGCGGAGGUACGGACCGCUCCCACCAUCUGCAGACGCCCCGAGAAGGACAGGAGAACUGACCGACGAGAAAAGUUCGAUGUACAAUGAUACAUUUCCGCCCGCCGGAGGUUUCGAUAACGGCUACUACCGUUCAUCAAGUGUGUCCACGUACUCUCCCGGAGCCAGUAGCUACAACCUACCGAUUGGAACCAAUCCUCAUGCUGGUGCCGCUGCCGCCGCCGCCGUUGCGGCGCCCCCGGCAUACGGCUCUCGGCCAGCAUCUGGCACUUAUGGCACCAGUGGUGCCGGUGGUUACGGCUCGUACAAGGGUACGGCUUCCCAAGCCUGGGACCAUCAGGAAAGAUACUCCCCGACGGAUUCAGUCGACGACAUUAUCGCCUCUCCGAACCUUUCUGACUACUCCCUCGAGAAUGGUACCGGUGCGACACCUCCAAGCAAGGGCAAAGUGAAUGGAAAGGGCCGGCCUCAACGCCGACCAUCAAACAGGGACGAAUUCGACGGCCCUCAUCAGUUUCUUGCUCGUCCUCCGCCAGAGUACAUUGCUAUGCAAGAACGCGAAUUACCUCAUCUUCCCACGAACCUGCACGUUCAAGAGCAGGACUUGGUCCUUACGCAGGUCAACGACCGACUCUCCCAGUGCGCAUACGAUUUUGUCGCGAAAUACCAAUUUCCGAUUCCUUUGACGCAGGACAUGAGGCCCGUAGAGCGUCCUCAGGACAGAGAGUGGACGGAAUGGGUGUAUCUUCUGAAGCGUCUGGCGACCAAGCGCCGCAUCCCAGCGCGGGUACUGUACAACGGACAGAUCAAGCAGUUCGUGACGAUUCUCGAGAACUCGCUAGAAAUGCGACACGCGGCCAAACACCAGAGCAGGCCACUCAAGGACGACCGCAACAUCCUACAGCUCAUCUCGGCGGGCAUCCAGGUUGCCAAAAUCCUCAAGGACGCGAGCGCCAUGGACUACCUCGACCGACUAUACGUUUCUACGGAGAAGCAGAUUCAGGAGCGUGCCGCGACACGGUUCAGAAGCUGA
Colletotrichum karsti is the source of this 1107-nucleotide messenger RNA. RefSeq lists its product as uncharacterized. NCBI's taxonomy places the organism in Eukaryota, Fungi, Ascomycota, Sordariomycetes, Glomerellales, Glomerellaceae. The transcript has 2 exons. The coding region runs from base 1 to 1107 and encodes 368 amino acids. The record is from RefSeq and is a predicted model, not a curated record.